Molecule: messenger RNA, 5036 nt
Organism: Schistosoma guineensis
Lineage: Eukaryota; Metazoa; Platyhelminthes; Trematoda; Strigeidida; Schistosomatidae
Source: the annotation of a GenBank genome assembly
GACCCUCAGAGACGCAUCAACCUGAAGGUUAAUAUACUUGUUGUUUAUCCUUGAUGUUGGAUCUUUGCAUUUUUCAUCUAGUUUGCUGAAUGAGUCACUGUGACCAAGAGACUUUAAAUGUGGAACAAACAGAAUUUACAGUUGGUGAUGUUGUAUAUGUUGGUCCUGGGACCCAGCGGAUAGGUAAAAUAGAAUUCAUCGGAGAGACGCAGUUUGCCAGUGGAGUGUGGAUUGGUGUGAAUUUAUUUUCACCUUGUGGAAAGAAUGAUGGUUGUGUCGAUGGUGUGAAGUAUUUCACUUGUAGUCCAUUGCAUGGAAUAUUUUCUAAGCGUGGUAAUGUCAGACUUGCACCAAACCCUCUACCUGAGGAAUCCUGCUCAAAAGUUGGUUCAACAAUUCCUGAUAAAGUGCCAGACAAUCAAUCAAAACAAAACAGCGUUUUAGAUGUCGAUAGUGUCUGUUCAUCCAAGGUGUCUCUAGUGAACUCUCCUGCCUGUGCAUCUGGACGAAAUACUUUGCAAAUUGGUGAUCAUGUUCAGGUUUCUGGAGGUCGAAUUGGUAUCCUCAGAUAUCUUGGGCCUACAGAGUUUGCUGUUGGCGAAUGGGCUGGUGUUGAGUUGGAUAGCCCUAUUGGGAAGAACGAUGGCUCAGUUUCUGGCGUACGAUAUUUUACUUGUAAACCAAAUCAUGGCUUGUUUGCAGCCGCUAAUAAAGUUGUACCUGCCGGUAGUAAGGCUGAAUUUUUCACAUCUGGUUUUGAUGCAUCAAAAAACAGUCAAACUCGCCGGAGUCAAGAAUCGUUACUAUCUUAUUCAUCCAAUUUGAGUUCAGUAUCUCGCUCUUAUCGUCUAAAUCAAGUUAAUAAUGGUUUACAGAGUCGUAAUGGUGUAGCUGGUAAUCGAAGACCGAUAUCAUCAAUGAACACUCCAAAUCGUCGAGAAUCUACAUCUAAUUUACAAACACUACAGCGUUUAGUCAAGGAAAAAGAAGCACAUAUCGAGAAACUUUUACAAGAACGUGAAAUGGAACGUUCUGACUUAGCUAAAGUUACUUUAGAAAGAGAAAUGGCUCAAGCUGAAACAUUGAAUCAGCAAGCUGUGAUACAACAAUUGAACCAACAAUUAGAAAAUAUGGAAGCUGUUCUUCAACAUUUACGCGAUGAACAUGAGCAAACAACAAUUAAGCUACAUGAAGAACGAAAAAAUCUUGAAGAUUUACAAUUUCGAAUAGAAGAAGAAAACAUUGACAAGAGCACAACUGAAUCACAGAAUGCAGACGAUGAAUCGAAAAUAUUUGAACUGGAAGAAGCUUUAAUGUCAGCUCGUGAAACGAAUGAACGUAUGGAAUUAGAAUUAAAUAAAUUACGAGUAGAAUUAAAUGAUCUUUUACAAAAACAAACGAAUGUGUCAAAUCAAAGUGAUGAAAACAAAUCUCAAAUUCAGGGAAAACCAUCUCUCCAAUUCACUGGGCUUGUAUCUGAGACAUCUAUUACUCCAACUGAAAACGAAGGCGAGUCUUUCCAAAAUGAAUGUGAACGGUUGCGUAAUUUGUUGGCUGAGCGUCAGGCUGAAGCAGAAAUUAUGCUAAAGCAUCAAGCUGAAACAAUUGAGUCAUUAACGGUUGAGUUUAAUGGACAAGUUGAAAAACUAAAUUGUCAGUUGCAGAACUCUUCAAAUGAAAUUCAAGCAUUCAAAAACGAGAAUAAUUUACUGAAACAACAGAAUAAUGAAUUAGUCCUAAGUUUAAAGAGUCAAAUUGAUCAAUUAAAUAAACAACUGACAGAACAAGAAAAAAUUGCUAAUGAAAAAUUAUCCAUGUUUGAAAAUCGGAUUAAAGAAUUGAAUCAUUUAUUAGAAGCAGAGAAAACUAAAUCAACUUCAUCUUCUAAUCAGUCCCAGAUGACCAGUGAAAAUUUGAACAAACUAAAAGACCAACAAAAUAAAACUAUGCAAGAGUUAACUGAUUAUCAGAAUAAUGUUUUAUCGGCUGCCGAAUCAUUUCAUUCUGUACAAAUAGAAGAAGUGAAUAAUUUACAAUUAAUUAACAAAAUCAAUAAUGAUGAUGUUGAUGCUGUUACUAAUCAAGAGACUAUUCAGUUAUUAUUGGAAAAACUUAAAGUACAAGAAGAACUAUUCAAUGAACAAAAAGAUCAAUUGCUUAAUAUUCAACUACAAACUAUAGCACUGAAUCAAGAUAAAGAGAAUUCUAACAAUAAACUUAAUGAGGUUGAAAAUUAUUUAAAUAAAUUAAAAAUAGAAUUGAAUGAAUCUAGAAUAAAACAAGAAGAAUUACUUACUGAAUUAAAUAGUGCCCAUUUGAAACGUGAUCAAUUAGUUGAAGAUAUUUCUAAAGUUCUAGGUGAUUUAUCUUUAACUGGAAAUGCAGAGAAUUUAUCAACAAUUUUAUGUAACCGUAUUAAUGAUUUAAAAGAACAAAUAUCCGGACAGGAAAACGUUCGUCAAGAUUUAGAAAAAUAUUGUCAAACACUAGAAAGUGAGCGUAAUGAUCUUGAGAGUGAGCUGACAAGAGUCAAUGUGACUUUGAAAAAUUCCAGUGAAAUACAAAUGGAUAAUUCAACCUUGAAAGAAGAACUUGAUAAUGCACGACAAAAGAUGUUUUCAUUAGAGAAAAGUGCUUCUAAUGCAUUUAGUCAACUUGAAAUCAAGUCGAAUGAAUUACAAACUAUUCAAUCACAGUUGGAUAAAGUUCUAAAUGAACAAAUGGAGCUUGAGAAAGUACACAGCCAUACCAUAACAGCUUUAGAAUCUGAGAAACAAGUAUUGUUGGAGCGAAUUAAAGAGGCAGAAAAUCGUUUACUUGAACACCAACCAAAUUCGUCAACUGAGCUUACAAAUCAGUGUGGACAGUCUGAUAUAAACCGAUUAAUUGAAGAAAAGGCUUCAACUGAAUCACAAGUGAAUUUUCUCAAUUCCAUCAUUGUUGAUCUACAUGCUAAAAAUGCUGAACUAGAAUCUCGUGUACGAGCAAUGCUUGUUGGAACAGAUGAACAACUAGAAUUUCUUUAAAUAUUCGUGUAUGUUUAUUGUCAAAUCUUUUCUACGAUUGUUUUAUUUAUUGUAUGUAAAUAAGUUUCUUUUGGAUACUAUGCAGUGAUCUUCUGUAUUGUCUGCAAAUCGCUUAUUUAAAUGAACGCUACUCGAUAAGCAUUGAAUAAUCUAUGGCUCUUCUACAUAAAUACUAUUCAUUGUCCAUAAAUAAAAGUUAUAUACUGUGAAAGUAUUAAUGAAAUCUUUGUUUUUUACUCAAUCACAUAGGAGUAAGUUACUUAAGAAAACCGUACGUAUGUUAAAAGAAUUCGCUGUUUUCAAAUGGAAAAUUACUAUUUUUACCAUUAUCAUAAUGUGUAUUGCUUUGCACAACUGUUGAAGUACUAUUAUUGUGGAUUCAUGUAGACUUUGUAAAAUUUGUAAGCGAUCUUCAUACUGAGUUAUUGAUAUUUACUUUUUCCUAGAUUAGUGCUUCUAAGUAGUGCACAUUCAAAACUACACAUAGUAUUUAACAUAAAACUCUUCUAUCUGGCAAUAAGCUUGAUGUAAUUGACCUACUGUGUCAGGAUCUCAGUAUUUCAAAAUUUCAACUUUAAUUAAUCCAUGAUGUUAUAGCACUGUCCUUAUACAAUGUUGUCAAUUAAUUGCUGUCAAAAUCUAGUCUCUUGGAAUUCCACAGAUCAUGGAUUCUCAUUAAAACAACAAUGAAUGCAUCUCGAGGUCAUUCACUAAUAAGGUUACUACGGUUACUACUUACUAAUGUGUGAUAGUGGAAGUAAAUGUGAUUGGUUACUGAGUGUGGACAAACAAGCACGCAACUUACUGACUAUUAAAUAUGUGACCUUUUUCCUCUUAGUGACUUCUACUCCAUAAUAUCUGAGAGUGACUGCUUGUUAUUGUGUUGAAUGAAGCAUUGCCUACCAUUAUUCUGGUACUCUAUUUUGGUCGCAAAUCUGGCCUCUUAUGUAACGUCAUCUAGUCUGCAUAUAUCGGGUUGUUCGAGUAUCCAAUCUGGCGGUAUUGUAAAUCCAAUCAUCCAAUCCAUCCUAGUAGCGUGGUAUACCGAAGAGAAAAAAGGCCUAAAAUCGUUCGUUAUAUCACUUACUAAACAAAUUUCAUAUAUCAUAAAACAUAGUCCUUUUUUACGUGUGAAUGUGAAACCAAGAGUUAUUUGAUGGUAGAAUGAAACUUCUUCCGUCCCUUUUAAUAUCGAGCUGAUCAAUUACCUGGUUAAUGUUGUUUACUUCUUAGUGGAAUUUGAAUUAAUUUAUCGUUCUAAGAUACGAAACUGUUUUUCUUUUAAAUUUUUCAACCGGUUGAACAAUUUUAGUUUUUUUUCAUUUCCAAUAUUGUUUCACAUCUCAUUUUUCUUGUAAAAUAUAUUGUGUGCGCAUUGGAGUUCAUAUACUAUUCAUUCUAACUCUUGUCAUAAAUAUCCUUAAGCACAUGCAUAUUUAUUUAUCACAUUAUAAGAUUACAUAUUUAUUUAACAACUUCAUGCAUACACACGGAAUAUCACUGGGAGGAAAACCUACUUUUAUUCUUGAAUCGGACUACCAAAAUAAACAAUGGUAUUUUCAGUCAGCUUUUAAUCAAUAUAUUCGGUCCCAUUUUGAUUAUAUACAUGUUUUUUCUUAAUGGAUAUUUAACUUUCUGAUGUAUAACUCAAAUUAUUGCUCUCGUAAGGUUACAUACCUAGAGGAGUUUUCUUGUUCAAAGACAAAUAAAUAGAUAAAUUCUAAUUGUAGAGAAUCUUGGAGAUUAGUUGAAUUUGUGGUUUGUACUCGUCAUAAAUUAAUCUCAGUUGAGGUAUUUAUACAGGGCCAGUACCAAGUACUCUAUAAUUUUCAAUAAUACGUCGACUGAGAUAUCAAUCCAUGAUCAGUACAACUUAUGUACAGAUAUUACACAUAAUUCAGAAUGAUCUAGUUUUUAACUGUUAAAAUAAAAUUAUCUUUUCAGUUCAAUUAUCUAAUCAUUAUUAUUUUACUCUUCUAUUUUCAGCUUACUUUCUAAUAAACAUAUCAA